Messenger RNA from Patiria miniata (bat star), 2559 nucleotides. RefSeq lists its product as uncharacterized. The transcript is spliced from 6 exons. The record is from RefSeq and is a predicted model, not a curated record. The coding region runs from base 276 to 1634 and encodes 452 amino acids. Lineage: Eukaryota; Metazoa; Echinodermata; Asteroidea; Valvatida; Asterinidae.
UCCAGUAUAGGUGUAACCUAUUGGCAGAUAAUCACCUGUCUUCACGUUUCUUCGCUGUGUCGCAGUUCAUUUGUAGAUCACACUGCAAUACUGAACUGCUUUGAAGUACAUGUACUAAUUUGGCGAACAAGCCGAACAAGAAGACACGCUUGUUCUGCCGUUGAAGAGGGAUCUGACAAUAAUCGUCUAGGAAAGGGAAAGGCUUGAACUGUCCGAAGACUUCAUCCGUUCGGUAUAGGAACUUUACUCGAGAUCGGGAAGUAUCGCGAGGAAUUAUGAUGACACCAACUGUCCACACGGCGCGGUUUUUACGCAGUUUGUUAGCCUUGGUGCUUUACAGUGGAGCUUUCAUCGUGGGGAUCUGUUCGGCGCAGCUCGAUGGACUCACACUGCUUCCCCCGGAGUUACAAAGCACCGCGGCCGUGGAUGAAAUGAGAAACAAGCUCUGCAUGAGUUGCAUGGAUGUUGAGCAGCCGGCGCCACCGAACGUCCGUGAAGUCCUGCCAUUUUGUCAGCAGAUCUGUCGCACUGAUAACCGGAUCCUCAAUCGGCAAUGUUGGGAACAUGAAGCUGCUCCCUGUGACGAAGGUCAGUCACCAGUCUGUAGUUAUCGAGACGCCAUCGUGUGUGCAUAUGACGAUGGGUCUGGGUCCUGCGUCUACCACUCAGAGGGACAAUCCUUUUGCAUCUGCCGGGAUGAGUCUGGAUCAUGGUCAGAGGAGCCCAAGGAAAGCUGUGUCCCCUUCAAACCUCCAACAACACCAUCCUCGGAGAUGUGUCCCUUCGGGAGUGACCCGCGGGACGACGGGUGCCUACCGCCUCCGCUGCCCACCACGCCUGGUCCGUCCACCGCGCCGGGCCGCGGCGUCUCAGCCGGUCAAGUCAAUCUGCCAGCCGUGGUGCUCGGGUGCGUCUUGUCGGUCGUUGUGCUACUCGUUAUCAUCGGGGUGGGAGUGUGGUGCGUAUUGCGAAGAAGAGGACCGUCGGAUUCUUCACGAAAGAAUAGGAAUGCCGAAGACUCAUCUCGUAUGAAUUUGAACGAAAAUGCUCCGAGGGGUACAGCUAAGCCGUCCGAACAAAUGGUACCCGACGCUCAUGAAUAUGCAUAUGUCGACGCUAACUGGAGACAGGAACCCACCAAUCCCGAAACGGGUGAGCCCAAGCCCGAGUGUCAUACGGGUCAAGAGAAUCACUAUUAUUUCAAAGUGGAUAAAGUUACCACGGAGGGGAGCGACCGCUAUGUAAAACAUGGGCCAGAAGGGAGGUCCUCAGAACAAACCGGCACUACGGAGGCCCCGAGCGACCCCGAGUAUUUUGUCCUGGAGAAGGAGGAUUUGGGAGACGAGGGAAGGGAAGAUGGAAGUGUCACCUCGGUUUCCCCAGAGAAAGAGGAUGACGGAGAUUAUUUACAAACUACGGCGCCUCCGUUCCAAAAUGAAAACUCUGGAUACGAGGUUGCUGUCUUGUCACCUGUGGCCAAUGAAGACGAGUCGUCGCAGUACGAUCGCCUCGACAGGGCAUCCGGCAAGAGGACAAAUGAGGGCGUCCUACCAGGCAAGGACAAUGGCGUUUAUGACAGCUUGGAGACUGAUGACGAUUACAAUCACAUCGCACGUGAUGGUCAAACCUCGUAAAAUAGGUUGUCAAACGCAAAUAAGUGACAAUACCAUGAUACCCUCUUUGGGAUGAAAAAUGUAUAUUUUUUUCACUUAUGCUUUAUAUUAAAAUAUCAAUUAUUUAGUCAGUGACCUCAACUUCAACUGGAAUUAAUUCUUGAGUUAAAAUUAACUGCUAAUUUUACGAACUUUGCUCGGAAAAGCUGUUCCUUUAAUUUACUUCCUAAUUGUUACCAACUGAAUACAUGUAUACUUGUUAAUAAUAAAGCAGUUUCUUAAAAUCACUAACUGCCGUCUUUUUAAGUUAACAUUUUGUGAUCCGUCAUCUUUCCUCUGAAACUCCAAAGACAAAAUUUGACAAUCUACAGUUAAGACUUGAUAUUCCGAUUUCCUUCCAAUUUACAAAAUAGUGAGCUCCCGCCAAGAGCGUUUGCAUAGAUAGGUUCAUAGAUGUCUAUAUACAUUUACAUGUACAUGAUGCACAUAUUUUAUGAACCAUAAUUUCGAAGCUUACCUCCGUCACUAUAUACAUAUAUAUUUUUCCGAUUUUAUUUUUUCCUGGAUCUUUUCUUCUUUAUUUUUUUUUACUAAGUAGGCCUUAUAUGUAUUUCGACGCUCACCUCCGUCAAUAUGUAUAUAUACAUUGUAUAUUCAAAAUCUAUUUGUUCCUGUAUCUUUCCUUUCUUUCUUUUGUUUAUUAUAAAGUAGGCCUUAUAAUAUAUGAAUUGGAUGAUAGGCUGUUUCCCUUAAAGUAGUAUCUGUGUUUUAAUUUGGCCUAUAUUGAACAGUUGGCUCUUGUUAAUACGAACUUCGUUACAGCAAAAAUUCUGGAUAUAAGUGAUAUAUGUAUAUAUUUUGGCCUGUGUGUGCACAAUGAUUGGGAUUGGCACAUUUUCUAAUACAAAAUCGGAUAUUAAAAACAUUUUGGCUGCCUGAGUUUCUA